CAUCUGCAGCUAGGUAGCUAGCAAGCACAAUCUGCAUGCAACAUAUCCAUGGCAUAUAUAAAAGCAUGUGUGUAUGUUUACAAGCUAAUAUACACCCACACAAUAUGGAGAUGGAGGAGGGCAGGGACGAAGAAAGGGCAGCGGAGUACUGUGUGACAGGAGGGACAGGUCUGGUUGGGGCAAACCUUGUGAAGGCCCUUCUGGACAAGGGGUACAGAGUUAGAACAACGGUUCGGGAUCCGGAGAACGCGGAGAAGGUCGGGUUUCUAUGGGACCUAAACGAGAGAGCGUCGAGAGAGGGGAGGCUGAAAAUAGUGAAAGCUGAUCUGAUGGAAGAAGGAAGCUUCGACGAUGCCGUCGAGGGAGUGGAUGGGGUGUUCCACACCGCCUCCCCUGUCCUCGUUCCCAAGGAUCGCGACAUUCGGGAAACACUGAUUGACCCGUGCGUGAAGGGCACCUUGAACGUCCUCAGAUCUUGUCGAAGAGCAGCGGUUAAAAGGGUCGUCCUCACCUCCUCGUGCUCCUCCAUCAGAUACCGCCACGAUGCCACUCGCGUGUCCCCUCUUAAUGAGUCUCACUGGACCGACCUCGAUUACUGCAAACGCUACAAUUUGUGGUAUCCUUACGCGAAGACGGUGGCGGAGCAAGAAGCGUGGAAGUGGGCGGGGGAGGAGAGCGGGGCGACAGAGUUGGUGGUGGUGAAUCCGUCGUUCGUGGUGGGGCCGCUGCUGACGCCGCGACCGACGAGCACGCUGAGGCUGCUGCUGGGGAUAGUGAAGGGCAUGGUGGGAGAGUACCCGAACAAGACGGUUGGGUUUGUGCACGUAGACGACGCGGUGAGGGCGCAUUUGGUGGCGAUGGAGACGCCGCGCGCGUCGGGGUGCAGGCUCAUAUGCUCCACCACCGUGGCUCACUUCUCUCAGAUCAUUCACAUGCUGAGGGCUAAAUAUCCAUCCUACCCUUAUGAAUCCAAGUGCAGCAAUGAGGAAGGAGACGAUGGCCCCCAUAGCUUAGACUGCACCAAAAUAAUGGAGUUGGGUUUUUCCCCUCCUUUCAUAAGCUUGCCGCAGAUGCUUGACGAUUUCAUCCUUAGCUUCCGCCAAAAGGGAUUCCUCUCCGAUCCUCUCAUGGAUAUUUGAUUGAAUUCCAUUUCCCUUAUUAUUAUUCUUUCUUUUUUUAAUUUCGGAUUUUAGUUUAAUUUAUAUUAAUGGACCAUGUUCGUAUUACACGCCCUUUUUAGUUUUUAUGGGGAGUAUAAGAUAAAAUACAAUUUGUGGUUUCAUUCUUUUGUUAUGCAUCAACCUCAACUCAAUAUGCCAACAAUUCAAACUAGCUCGAAAAUUAGUAGUGCGCCAUCUCAAAUAUUUAAUUAGAACAUUGGAACAAAUUUAUCACAUCAUUUUGUGUAAUACCUAGUAAAUAAAAUUACCCCGU
Messenger RNA from Cuscuta campestris, 1434 nucleotides. The record is from the annotation of a GenBank genome assembly. NCBI's taxonomy places the organism in Eukaryota, Viridiplantae, Streptophyta, Magnoliopsida, Solanales, Convolvulaceae.